Brassica rapa (field mustard) is the source of this 2019-nucleotide messenger RNA. Its product is annotated as gamma-tubulin complex component 2. Gene Ontology annotation, biological process: meiotic cell cycle; microtubule nucleation; cytoplasmic microtubule organization. NCBI's taxonomy places the organism in Eukaryota, Viridiplantae, Streptophyta, Magnoliopsida, Brassicales, Brassicaceae. Gene Ontology annotation, cellular component: microtubule organizing center; gamma-tubulin complex; spindle pole. Gene Ontology annotation, molecular function: microtubule minus-end binding; gamma-tubulin binding. The record is from RefSeq and is a predicted model, not a curated record.
GAAGGAGAGGAGAAGCGGGUGGUGGUUUCGUUUUGGAGCUCAAUAAAAUAGAAAAGGAAAGAGAUAAUCAUUUUCUUUGAAUCGCAAAAUUGGAGGAGGACAGAACAGGAGGAAAAGCUUUUUUAGCUGCAGAGUUGAAUUGAGUGAAAGCUAAGCAAUGGAGCCAAUGACGCCAAUCUCGUGCCCUACGACUCCUCGUUGGAAGAACCAAGACAGGCCGUUCCUCACUGGCCGCUUCCGCCAGGAAACGAGGGCAAGCUCCAGGUUUGCUGAUUCAAAGCGGUUUCCUUCAGACUCGUCUAGCAAUUGUGGAGUUGAUCAGGCAAUAGGCUGCUAUGACACACCGGUUCAGGAACUUAUUGUCAUCGAUGUUCUCUUGUCUGCGUUGGUUGGAAUUGAAGGGAGAUAUAUAUCAAUUAAAAGAUUCCAUGGGAAGGAGGAUAGUAUAGCUUUCCAAGUUGAUCCAUCGAUGCGAAUAAUUUUGCAGGAACAAGCAAAAAGAAUAUUCCCAUUGUGUGAAUGUUUUCUGCUGAUAGACCAAUUUGUGGAGUCAAGCUCACAGUUCAAGAAGGGGCUAGUUAACCAUGCAUUUGCAGCUGCACUCAGGGCUCUCCUUCUUGAUUAUCAAGCCAUGGUGGCACAAUUGGAACAUCAAUUUCGACUUGGAAGACUCUCUCUCCAAGGAUUAUGGUUUUACUGUCAGCCCAUGAUGGGAUCCAUGCGAGCAAAGCAUUUUGUGGGCUCCGGUGUGCUUAAUCUCUUGCAGAGUCAGGCUAAAGCGAUGGCUGGUGAUAACUCAGUAAGGUCAUUGUUAGAGAAAAUGACCGAGUGUGCAAGCAAUGCAUACCUGAGCAUAUUGGAAAGGUGGGUCUAUGAAGGGAUCAUUGAUGAUCCGUAUGGGGAAUUUUUCAUUGCUGAGAACAGAUCUCUUAAAAAGGAAAGCCUCAGUCAGGACUCGACGGCUAAAUAUUGGAGCCAAAGGUACAGCCUCAAGGAGACUAUUCCUGGCUUCCUUGCAAACAUUGCUGCAACAAUAUUGACCACAGGGAAAUAUCUAAACGCUAUGAGAGAAUGUGGGCACAAUGUUCAGGUAUGUUUGUGGAUAACAGCAGAUCUUUCCCUGCGCACCACAGCGGCUGCAGCAGAUCCUCGCCACGAGGACUUGACUUGUUGUGUGGAUCGAACUUCGUUGCUUAAGACUUUGGGAAUGCAGAAGGACACUGAUAGCAAUAGUAUUGAGGACCCAGUGAGCAUCACUGGUCUUGAAACAUUUUCCUUGAGCUACAAGGUUCAGUGGCCACUAUCUAUUGUCAUAUCAAAGAAAGCCCUAUCAAAGUACCACUUAAUUUUCCGCUUUUUGUUUCAUUGCAAACAUGUGGAACGUCAGCUUUGUGGUGCGUGGCAGAUACAUCAAGGUAUUCGGUCUAUGAACUCAAACGGUACAGCAAUAUGUAGAUCAUCGCUUCUCUGCCGUAGCAUGCUUAAAUUCAUCAGUAGCCUUCUACAUUAUCUUACAUUCGAGGUUCUGGAACCAAAUUGGCAUGUGAUGCAGGAUAGACUACAAUCCACAAGGAGUAUAUAUGAGGUGAUACAGCAUCACGACUUCUUUCUUGAUAAAUGUCUGAGAGGAUGCUUUCUUCUUUUACCUGAUGUCCUCAAGAAGUUGAAAUCAGUGUGCCUGCAAUAUGCUGCAGCCACACAGUGGCUAAUAUCAUCGUCUGUUGACAUCAAUAGCCAGUCUCAGAAGACAAUGAUAAGAGACACAACCGUCACAGAGUCCAUAUUCAAUUUCGAAAGGGAGUUCAACUCGGAGUUGCAGAGCUUAGGACCAGUGUUGAGCAAAGGCUCUCAGGCUGAGCCAUACUUGACUCAUCUCUCCCAGUGCAUCCUUGGUGUUUCUAAAGAUUGAGAGAGUGAGACCUGUACUAAACAAACUCAGGCAUUUCAUGUUUUUAAUGUUUUAGCAAUUGAUAUUCAGCUUGAAUUUUUUAUGAGAUGUGGUGUGAUUAGUCUUUUGUA